AUACUGCAGCCAUACCUCAGGAGGAGCCUUCCAUUUAUUAGUUCACCUGAAUAGCGGAGGUCUCUUUUUUUAGGUUAAAUACGUGUGUUUAGUGGCCUAGAAAGCUAAAGGGCCAUACAAUCACAUCUAAAAUGGGUAACACCAAGAGCGGCAUUGUGUCCAAGGAGAUUCUGGAGGACCUGAAACUCAACACCAAGUUCACAGAGACUGAAAUCACCCAGUGGUAUGAAAACUUCAAGAAGCAGUGUCCAACAGGGCGCAUCUCAAAAGAGGAGUUUGAGCUUAUCUACGGAAAGUUCUUCCCAGAAAGUGAUGCCCAAACAUACGCACAGCAUGUCUUCCGCUCCUUCGACACAAAUGAUGAUGGCACACUGGACUUCAAGGAGUACAUCAUCGCUCUCCACAUGACAUCAACAGGGAAGACCACAAGGAAGUUGGAGUGGGCCUUCUCCCUGUUCGACGUGGACAAGAAUGGAUACAUCACCAAGUCAGAGGUUAAAGAAAUCUGUGCGGCUAUUUUCAAGCUGAUUCCUAAAGAUGAGCUGUCUGCUCUACCUUCGGAUGAAAACACAGCUGAAAAGAGGGCAAACAAACUCUGGACGUUCUUUGACAAGGGUGACACUGAUCGAAUAGCAGAAGGCGAGUUUAUCCAGGGAGUGAUGGAGAAUGAAGACGCUCUUCGUCUGAUUCAGUAUACACCUCUGAAGUAACCUUUUGACAUAUGCAUCGUAACCCUCUCCAUUUCUGUCAUUUCCACUUAACCCUUCACUCAGCUGAUACAACUACACCUGACAGCAUUUUCAUACAAUGUAGACACAUGGCAAGUGAGACGAUAAAAAACCCCAGUGUUCAAUAUUAAAUAACGAUGCAGAAUUUCCUCCAAGGUUUUAAAACAUUUCUUAUACUGCAUACGUGUGCUGUCCAAACAUUUUCUUUAUCAUACAGAAAAUUAAAUAAUGUUAAAGACGACUAGGUCAGUAGGCUACUGUCUUUCUACCAUGAGCUAGAGGGCAAUAAUGAUCAAUACACAUGGCCUAGUUUACACCUUCCGACAAAUAAAGACAAUUCAUAUUUUGCUGAAAUAAGCCUAUUCGUCAAAUUUACAAGAAAGUAGGCACACAGCAUUACAGGAAUUAAGAACAUAUACUGAUGUGUAAUAUAACAUGUCACUUACUUGUGUUAAAGUGGCAAUACAAUGUCAGUAUUUAGCUUACUAUGCCUUUAUCAUAGCACUGAGAUCGGUGUUUCCGUUUCAAAUGAUAAUUUAUAUAACUAUUUCUUGCUUUGGACAGCAAGCUAGCAUUAGCCAGGUUGCUUGCGAUAGCCAUCCUGCUAACAAUGUAUGACAAAGUAGAUUGUGAAACAGCAAUAAUUACGUUGUUUGUAGCUCUAAGGAAGAAAGAAACAGACCCAACAUUGACAACAACAAUUGAACAAAACCCACUUGGAAACAUACGGGGGAAAUAUUUAUCUUCUUCUGCUUUGAGGUAUAUUUACCUUGAACCAUGUUGUUUUUAUCUGGGUCACCAAUGCUGGUUUCUAUUGUCUCUCUUUUUAGCCUGAGAUGUUUUUUUUAAAACCCUGUCCAACAUGUAAGUGCAGCAA
Molecule: messenger RNA, 1605 nt
Organism: Gymnodraco acuticeps
Lineage: Eukaryota; Metazoa; Chordata; Actinopteri; Perciformes; Bathydraconidae
Product: visinin-like
Exons: 3
Coding region: 132-710 (192 amino acids)
Molecular function (GO): calcium ion binding
Source: RefSeq, a predicted model, not a curated record